GUCGCGAGUGGUCGUCAAUAAAAGUAACCGGUGAAUAAAUCAGUGGUUUUUAUUUCGGUUCCGAAAACGACUUGAACAUCAAUACCCAAGGGAGACGCUACAAUUUGGCGCAGCCGAACGGAUAAAUCAAGAUGGAUGAUAACAGUUACCCCUUAGCGCCUUUCAACGAAGCGGUAGAUGCAUCGGAUCUCCGUCGAGAGUGGGAAGAGUGGCUUAGAGCGUUCGAGUUGUUGCUGGAGUUAAAACAGAUUGAUUCACAGCAUGGUAAACUGGUACUCAUGCUAGCACGCGGAGGCCGGGGUCUCCAAAGGAUUUAUUACAAUCUGAGGCCAGUAUCUGGAGAAAUCUAUCCAGAACCAUCGAAAGUGCCUCUAGCACCAGAAGAAAUCUCCGAAUUCGAUAACGCGGUCAAACGUUUGAAUCACUUCUUCGUCGGAAAACGCAAUGAGCGGGUCGAAUUAGAAGUUUUUCGCUCGCUUAAGCAGUCUGCUGACGAAUCUUUCAAUCACUUCGUUCUCAAGCUUCGCACGCAAGCUUCCAGAUGUGAUUUCCGAGACCGGGAGGAGAAGGAAAUUUUGCAACAAGUAACUAUCGGUGCCAGGGAUGAAAGGGUUAGAGACAAAGGUCUCGAGAGCACGAUGGACCUCGACGAGUUGACCAACUACGCCAUAAAUCGAGAACUACUGAUGAAGCAAAAGCAGAAAUCCCAGCCGUUCAAAGUUGAAUCCGACUCAGCUAGCGUCUCAGCGGUGAAACAAAUCUGGAACAGAAAGCAACAAUCCAAGGAGCGAUCUUCCGGAAUGACUUCGUUCAAACGAGAGAAGCCGUGGAAUGAGGGAAAUCGUGUUCGAUCGGAAUGCGAUCGCUGCGGUUCAUGGAAACACUUCAAAGACUCGAAAAUGUGCAUUGCCCGAAAUUCCAAAUGCAACAAUUGCGGCCGUAUGGGCCACUUCGCCAGGAAAUGCAGAGCAAUAAGAAAGUCGCAGCUCAAAGCCCGCAGCACUUGGAAGCGUGCCGAUGAGGAGACCAAUACCGUACAAGAUAUCGACCGAGACGACAUGGAGCCCCUAGGCUAUCGCAAGACGUCGGAUGAUUCGAUGAAGAUGAGCCGAAAAAACGAUGGAUUUAUUACGUGUAAAAUUGAUCAGCAUCCUGUUAUCUUCUUAAGGCUCAAGGCUCCAUAACUCUGUUUUGAAAAUUAAUGACGUUAUUGCUUGUUAGUAUUGGUGAGACAACUAGCACGAAAAAGUGACGAAAAUUUGAGGUGGGUGGAAAUGGGGUGGUAAAAGCUUGUCAGCUGCUACAUAAUGUUGCCAGCUGCAACAAAAUGUUUACUUUUGAGCAUUUAUGAAAUAUUUAUUAUAUGGAAACUUAUUUUAAAAUUCUUCAUACACCACUGGGCUUUCAACAUACAGUGUUGGUGAAAGUACAGUAAAACACUUUGAUUCUCCGAAUAUUUACAUUUUAUCCGGUAAAAUUUCGUGCACCGAGCACACUGAGACAG
Molecule: messenger RNA, 1504 nt
Organism: Armigeres subalbatus
Lineage: Eukaryota; Metazoa; Arthropoda; Insecta; Diptera; Culicidae
Exons: 3
Coding region: 132-1184 (350 amino acids)
Molecular function (GO): zinc ion binding; nucleic acid binding
Source: RefSeq, a predicted model, not a curated record